This is a messenger RNA of Hipposideros armiger (great roundleaf bat), 5389 nucleotides long. It is a transcript of the gene CTSO, whose product is annotated as cathepsin O. The record is from RefSeq and is a predicted model, not a curated record. Lineage: Eukaryota; Metazoa; Chordata; Mammalia; Chiroptera; Hipposideridae. Gene Ontology annotation, molecular function: cysteine-type peptidase activity. The coding region runs from base 30 to 998 and encodes 322 amino acids. Gene Ontology annotation, biological process: proteolysis. The transcript is spliced from 8 exons.
GGGAAAAGGCCGCGGGCCCCGGCGCGGGCAUGGAGCUGCGGGCACUGUGGAGGCUCUGGCUGCUUUACUGCUGGUGUUGCUGCGGCGGUGGCCGCGGAGCCCGUCCCGCAGCCACCUUCACCCCGACUGGACCGCGGAGCCCCAAGCGACAGGCAGCCGCCUUCCGGGAAAGUCUUCAUAGACAUCAAUACUUGAAUUCUUUAUUUCCUAGUGAAAAUUCCACGGCCGUCUAUGGAAUAAAUCAGUUUUCAUAUUUGUUUCCUGAAGAGUUUAAAGCUACUUAUUUAAGAAGCAGAACUUCCAGAUUGCCCAGAUACUCAGCAGCAGUGCAGACGUCUAUCUCCAAUGUGUCCUUGCCACUAAGAUUUGACUGGAGAGAUAAACAUGUCGUAACGCAAGUGAGAAACCAGCAGACAUGCGGAGGAUGCUGGGCCUUCAGUGUAGUGGGUGCAGUGGAAUCAGCUUAUGCAAUAAAAGGGAGCCCUUUGGAAGACCUAAGCGUACAGCAGGUCAUUGAUUGUUCGUAUAAUAAUUACGGCUGCAAUGGAGGAUCUACCCUCAGUGCUUUGAACUGGCUAAAUCAGACGCAAGUAAAACUGGUGAGAGAUUCAGAGUACCCAUUUAAAGCACAGAGUGGCCUGUGCCAUUAUUUUUCUGAUACACAGUCUGGAUUGUCAAUCAAAGGUUUUUCUGCACAUGACUUCAGUGACCAAGAAGACGAAAUGGCAAAAGCACUUUUUACCUUUGGCCCUUUGGUAGGGAUAGUAGAUGCAGUGAGUUGGCAAGAUUACCUGGGAGGCAUCAUACAGCAUCAUUGCUCUAGCGGAGAAGCAAAUCAUGCAAUUAUCAUAACUGGGUUUGAUAAAACAGGAAGUACUCCAUAUUGGAUUGUGCGGAACUCUUGGGGAAGUUCGUGGGGAGUAGAUGGCUAUGCCUAUGUUAAAAUGGGAGGUAAUAUUUGUGGUAUUGCAGAUUUUGUUUCUGCCGUAUUUGUGUGAUAUAUUGAUGAGGUGAAGAGACAACUACAAAAAUGAAGGUUCAUAAUGAAAUGUAGCAAGGUACUUCAUUGUCAGCAUUACUCACCUACAAAAGGUUCUAAGGCCUAAUAAGUUGUAGAAUGUUCCCUUGUCAUAGAGAGCUGGACAGCCACAUCAGUUGGAAGAACACCAGCACCAUGCCCUGGGAGGAAAUCUGUGGAAUAGUUUCCUACCCUGGGAUGAAGAUCAGGUUAGGAGAUAUUUGUAGGUCUCUUCAAUUUGAAGAGGCUAUUAUCUGACCUUGUUUGAUUAUUGUUUUUGUGUGGUUUUUAUUUGUUUCUUUUUAAUGUCAUACUUCAGGUAGGAUUAAAGAGGCGCUAAGAAUCUCUUUCCCUUUGUGGGAUAUAAUCACCUUUUAGCUUACCCAAAUGUACAAGAAUAGCCCAUCUAAAAUGAUGUGUGCCUCUCACAAUUACAUUCACAGCCCCCUGAGGUGGAAUUUCAUAAGGAUUUUGGAAUACCAAUAGCUUUACCUCAACAAAUGGUGCUUACCUCUUGAACAGUAGAGAGAUUAUGUAGUAGCAAGCAAAAGGACAAAAUCACUUUUUUAAGAGCUUGAAAUUAAAUGGCCAGUAUGGCAACUGUGUGAUAACAAAAACUCAAGUAGUGUUGCCUGAGAGACAUAUUAUUAUUGGGAAAUUUUCAUUGUCAGUAGGAUUCCAAUAGACUUUAUUUCUUACUUUGUCCUCCCUAUAUUGAGGGAAAAUGUAUUUUGCAGCAUUGUCCCAGUCUCUUUCUUACUCUUUACUGUGACACUCCUAAAUUUUUCUGGUAGUUUGACUUCCCUGGCUAAGCAGCCUCAAUAUUUACUUUUCAUUUCUAUUGUAUAACCAUUGAUUUUGCUCUGUGUAAGCUAUCAGCAUCAAGCUUUCAUCUUUCACUUCCAUCCAUCAUUUGUGGGCACUACCCGUUUCAAAGUCCAAUUUCUUUAAUCUCGGGUAUCAGCCAGAAUGUGAGUUUCCCAACAGCCUCUCUAUUUUCCCAGUUUUCUGUUUAUGUUUCCCAGACUCCCAUUCUGUUUUUUUCUGUAUCCAUUUGGCUUCCACCUGGUUCCUCGCUCUUGAUCCCAUGUUCCCUCUUGCCUAAGUCAUUAUGUGUGGCUGUGUAAGAAACUCAGAGCAUAAGAGCUCACCUUCUCAUUGAAUGUAAAUACAUCCACGUUAAAUGAGUUAAUAUAAGAGAAUUAUAUGAACUACUAUAUAUGUAAGUAAUUUCUUCUCUAAAAUUCAUGGUGGCUUUCGAAUGUAAAAUAACAAACAUUUUAAAUGUAGCAGCAACCACUAAAAAAAAUUGAACACAUCCUAUUUGUCCUCUCCCUUUGGCCUUUAUUUAUUCAUCCCCUUUAUUAGAAAAAAGAAAAUAAAAAAUGAAACGUUGUAUUUCUUUUUCUUACACCAACCAGAACCAAUCUCCAAAGAAUAUGUGUUGACUCAGAUUGACAAAUGUUCCAGGAAGACCUACAUUGAUAUUUUAAUUAAUAUUCUAAUUAUCUAAGUAUGCCAAAAUGGAAAUCUGUUUGUGUUUGAUUACUGAUUUCUAUAUAAUGUAAAUGCUUUUCUGAUACUCUUUUUCAAAUGUUAAAGAAUUUUUAAAAUUACAACAUGAUUAAUACCUCUCAGCUGCUCUGGAUUUUGAUGACAUUUGUAAUAAAACAACCUAUAUUUGACUUUUAGUUAAGAAAACUCUGUCCGUAAGUGUAUGGCUUAUAUUUUGUGAACACCGUGUUAACAUGCUUUACAUUCACACAAGAGUUUGCUCGCUUCCAAAUCCAUAUAUUUAAUUUUUGGUUUUCUCCAUAGACACCUUAACCUCAAUGUCUCCAAAACACCAUGCAUCAUCUUUCCAAUUCCCCUCAAAAACACACAAAAAAAACCUGCAUCUUCUAGAGUCUACUGUUAACAGCAUCAGCAUUAUAUAAUCAACCAAUCAGUAAAAUUGUAGAUAUUUAAUCAGGUCAACUGUAUUUUACUAACCAAUUACCUAGUCACCUGCCUCUCCAUUUCUGCAGGCCCUUCCCACAUGCAUGUUUCUUUAGUAUCUAGCUCCACUAUUCAGUCCACCCAAUAAAACCCAUGUUUCUUAAUCCAGGGGUUCUCAAAGAAUGACCCCAGACCAGAAGCUACCUGAGGAUUUGUAAAACACUUUGUUUUAAUAAACCCUCCAGGUGAUUCUGAUGGAUGUCAUUAUAAUCCUACUAUUCCUCCAUUUUAAGUCAUUGAGGGACCCCCGAUGCCUAAAAGAUGACAUGCCAACUCUUUUAAAUGAGUUCCCACAGAGAAGCCCUUUUCUACCUUCUCAGCUCAAUCUCUGCUGCUCUACACAUACAUGUGCUGUGCUCCAGCCAUCACAAACUACUUGAAGUUCACCCAGUAAGGCUAAGACAAAAGCAACGAAAUCUUCACAUAAUAAUUAGGAGUCAUAAUGAAAAUCAUCAAGGUUCCUGGGUGUGAUUUUAUAAAGACCUCAAAGUGCAUACUAAAUUAGGCAACCUUAUAGUGACUUUGUGAUCCAUUUAAGAGUUAUUAUUUAGAGUAUCAUCAGCACUACAAGCAAGUUUGAAUUGGGGCAAGGGUAGAUGCUGGCAUUAUCAAUUGUUUUGACAUGUACUGUGAGAGUUACUGAUACAUCCUUUGAAAAAAAUGCUUACAACUAGGUAGCUUUGUAACACCAAGAAAUAUAGAUUAAAAGAACUGAAUCAAAUCAUUUAGUCUGUUAAAGGAAUAAACUUUGACAGAUAGCAUUUAUUCCAAGAUUCCAAGGCAUCUUGGUGGCAGAACAUCUUUUAACAUACGUUUUCAUUAUUUUAUGAGAAAAGCAAAGAUUAUGAGAUAAAUAUUUUAUUCCCAUUAUAUAGAUAGGAAACUGGGGCUUAAAUUGCUGUUUGUACCAAAGUAAAUAGUUAAUAAGUCAGCCAGACUGUGCUGAUUUCAGAGCUAGUGCUUUUAGCCACCAUGCUCCAUGUCUCUGUAUUCUCCCAGCUUCACGAGCACCAGGUACUGUGUACAUGUGCACACACACACGCAAACACACAAAAGCCAUGUAGGCAAAAGCAAUUCUGUGUGAUUUACAGACAAACUGGACAAUAUGAUCUUUAUAAGAAAAAACUUGUAAUUGAGGCCAAAUAGUUCAUUUCCAUUAAGAACUUGCUGCUUGCUCUAGAUCUCUAGGUCAAAGUUGAUGUACAUACAUUUUAAAUUCCUUGGAUAAUAUUUUGUACUCCUCUCGUAGCACAAAUUUAACUAUUGGCAAUAUCCGGGCCAAGCUAGAAAAAGAAUAAAACUCACGUCUGAGCUGAACUCUUAGUCUGAUAGUUCUUACUAGAAAUGAACUGGGUCAUUGUGUAGUCUGUUUACUUCUCCUUUCCUCUGGAAGGAACAUUCUCCACUUGAGGGAACUAUUUACUCAUUCCUACCUCAACCCUGCUGUGUAUGAGAGCUGACUCUAUCUCCCGGCCCACAAGCAUUGGAGCUGGGACGAGUGCCUUUGCCCUCUGAGUCCAGAGGUGCUAAACACUGGGACCUAGCCUGCAGGAGGAGUGGGUCUCCAUCAGGGAAGAAUAAAGCCAACACCUACAGAGAAGAGGUGAGACACACAGAAUCCUCAAAGUGGGCCAGGAACAUAAUACUCCAGGAACUGGACCCAUCCCCGUGUCCCUAAGAGUUCCCCAGGUUCCUCCGCAGUUCUUCAAAUGAGUGGAGUAAUUGUCCAGUAAAUCCUCUUUAAGCAAGCUUCACAUAGAUUUCUGUCAUUAGUCACCAAAAGUCCUAACAAAUGCAUGCCAUGUUACCACAACAAUAUAUUGCAGAAAGACAAAUGUUUAUUACUUAAAAAAAAAUUGGAUUGAGUAAAUCUUUGUACAGAAUGACACAUUUUUAUUGCAUAAAAUAUUUUAAAUAGCUGAAGUUUACAAGUGUAUAAAGUAUGAAACAAUGAAAUAAUGUUUAUGUUAAAUGUUUACAUGAAGGUAAGUAUCAGGGAACAUUAAUUUUCUUUAUAGCAAAACACCCUAUGUACAAUAUUACAGUUUAACUGAAUUUUCUUUUUUUUUUUUCCUUUUUUUUUAGCUGAGCCAGUCUGCCACCUGUUGGCAGCUCAGCGGCAGCUCAGCUAGAGGGCCGGGACUUGAUCCUGCAAUCCUGUUGGCUCAGAGCUGAGCCACUCGGCCGGCCCUCCUGAAUUAAUUUUUAAAUGUUUCAAUAUCAUCACAAAAAUGCUUAAUCUUAUAUCAUCACAAUAAAUGAAGUAAAAUUAUGUCCAGGAUUGAAUCAGAGCCCUGUAGCGCUUAACUAUGUAUAUACAUAUAUUACAUUAGGACCUCUUUGUGUAUUUAUGAAAAUCCAUAGGGAAAAAAA